AGUCCGUGCGGCUUCCGUCUCUAGCAACAAUCCCCUGAGGUCAGGUCGUCCGACCGACGAUGGGAUCUCUCGCCGACCCCUACGCGCUACGCGGUGUCUCCGACCUGCCCCCGCCAUUCCGCCCCGUGUUUCAGUUCAGAUACUUCAAUUCCUUGCAGAGCGAGUGCUUCCAUGUGUGCUUCUUCUCGGAUGUGAAUAUGGUUAUCUCCGCGCCUACUGGGAGUGGGAAGACCGUGCUGUUUGAGCUCUGUAUGCUGAGGCUGCUCUCGAGGUUCCUUUCACCAGACUUUAGGUUCAAUUUGGUUGAAGGAACUCUGAAAACAAUAUACAUGGCACCCUCCAAGGCGUUGGUGCAGGAGAAGCUGCGGGACUGGAAGACAAAGCUGGGCCCACUGGGGAUUAAUUGCUUGGAGAUGACUGGUGACAAUGAAUUCUACAACAAUAAAGCCAUACACGAUGCUGAUAUAAUCCUCACCACUCCUGAGAAGUUUGAUUCCAUGAGCCGACAUGGUAUAAGAGAUGGUGGGUUGGGUUUCUUCAGUGACAUUGCCCUUGUCCUUAUUGAUGAAGUUCACCUUCUCAAUGAUCCACGUGGAGCUGCAUUGGAAGCAGUUGUCAGUAGAUUAAAAAUGCUCUCACGACAUGAAAAUAUGAAAUCUUCUCCUUUGGCUAGUGUCCGAUUCGUAGCUGUUUCUGCCACUAUACCAAAUAUUGAGGACAUAGCGGAGUGGCUCCUAGCACCCCCUGAAGGAAUCAAAAGAUUUGGAGAAGAAAUGAGGCCAGUGAAGUUGACAACCAAGGUCUUUGGUUAUGCUCCAGCUAAAAAUGACUUCCUUUUUGAGAGGAGGCUGCAAAAUUUUAUUUACGAUAUUCUCAUGCAACAUUCAAGAGGGAAAUCUGCACUUGUUUUCUGUUCUACAAGAAAAGGGGCACAAGAAGCUGCGCAGUGCCUUGCACAAACUGGAGCAUCGCUUGGCUAUUCCAAUCCAUUUAUGCAAUCAAUGCAGCACUAUGAACGUCUAAGGGAGGCUUCUCUAACAUGUAGUGACAAGCAACUGCAGACUUGCAUUGUACAUGGAGUUGGUUUUCAUAAUGCUGGUCUUUGCUCAAAAGAUCGGAAUCUUGUUGAGGGUCUUUUUCUCAAGGGUGAUCUUCAAGUUCUAUGCACAACGAAUACUUUGGCACAUGGUGUCAACUUACCAGGACAUACAGUUGUGAUAAAGUCAACACAGUUUUUCAACAAAGAGAAAGGCCUAUAUGCAGAGUAUGAGAGGUCCAUGGUGCUUCAGAUGUGUGGGAGGGCUGGGCGUCCACCGUUUGAUGAUACUGGAACAAUUAUAAUUAUGACAAGAAGAGAGACAGUUCAUCUAUAUGAGAACCUUCUAAAUGGAUGUGAAAUGGUUGAGUCUCAGUUGCUCCCAUGUGCAGUGGAGCAUCUAAAUGCAGCAAUUGUUCAGCUGAUAGUACCUAACAUAAAUUUGGCAAUUGAGUGGAUCAAGUGCUCAUAUUUGUACAUUAGGAUAAAGAAGAACCCCGAGAACUAUGGAAUUAAGAGGGGGACUCCUCGAGAUCUACUUGAAAAGCAAAUUAAAGAUAUAUGUGUUGAGAAGAUUCAUGAGUUGGUGGAGUAUGGGCUAAUUUGGAUGGAUGAAUACGCUUUCCAUCUACAACCAUUAGAACCUGGGAAGCUGAUGGCAAAAUUCUACCUGAAGUUUGAUACAAUGAAGCUUAUCGUCAAAGCUUCUGCCUGUUGCAGUUUGGAGGACUUAUUGCAUAUCAUCUGUCACUCUGCAGAGAUUACUUGGAUCCAACUACGCCGAAAUGAGAAGAAGAUUCUAAAUGACAUAAACACUGACAAAGAUGGUAGACUCCUCUUCCAUAUUAUCAUGGAGAAUAGAAAAAGGAAGAAGCGUAUUCAAACAAGAGAAGAGAAAUUAUUCUUGCUAGCAAAUGACUGCUUAACUGGGGACCCCCUAAUCCAUGAUUUAUCCCUUAACCAGGAGACAAACUCAAUAUGCUCAAAUGGAUGUAGGAUUGCCAGAUGCAUGAGAGAAUAUUUUGUAUACAAAAAGUGUUACAGAUCUGCCAUAAAUUCUAUGAUCCUUGCAAAUAGUCUACAUCAAAAGCUUUGGGAGAGCAGUCCAUUUCUGUUGAAGCAAUUGCCUGGGAUUGGAAUUGUAACAGCAAAGGCUCUGAAGAGUGCUGGAAUUUAUGACUUUGAGACCUUGGCAACUGCUGAUGCUAGAAAGAUAGAAUCAGCAACAGGGCGUAAUUAUCCAUUUGGGAACAAUAUAAAGGAAUCGCUGUCAUCAUUACCACCCAAAAUUGACAUACAUAUCGAGGAUGCUGGAAACAGACUGGGGAAGUCGACCAUUACUGUAACACUAACUCGUCUAUCACAGGCAGUUCGAUCCAACAAACGCAAUUUUGCUGACAUGGUCGUGGGCUCGGAGGAAGACAAUGUGAUCCUCUUUCAUAAGAAAAUAAGGACUCAAGAGUUCCACAGCCCACAUUCUGUAAAAGUUUUUGUGCCGUGCCCCCAGAAUACACGGGUCACUUUGAAGGCUGAUCUAAUAUUUGAAGAAUAUGUUGGUCUUGAUGUGCACAAGAAGCAUGUAAUCAGCAGGGAAGAUGAUUUGCAUGAGACCAAAGAGCAUGGAAUAAAUGAGCCUGUACCCGCAUACAAUCUUCCUGCAAAGAUUUGUUUGGUUAGCUCCAGGACAGCUCAAACAAGCCGAUCUCAGUCUCACACUGAACAGAACCCACUUUCCAAAGAGGUAUAUGUCAUAGAAGAGGAUGCUGCUGUCAGUGCUGUCGAGAAAGCUGAUAAUGUAGUGGGAACCAGAAAAUUCAACAACUUGGCUUCACUGGAGGUCCCCAGCUUUGAUCUACUGCCUGAAGAAGAGUAUCGAGACAUGCAAGCUGCAUCGACUCCUGAACCAGCAGAGGCAGAAUGCAAAAGUGCGACAAGCAACACGAUCUUUGAUCACAUACGCAAGAAAUCCAAAGAUUUCCCCAUUCUGAUGCUAUCGAAAUCCAUGGAUAGCUCUUAUGAACCUCUGAUACUCAAGAAGAUGAAGACAUCAAGGGACCAGUUUGGAGUAGAGCGGAGCAAUCUGCAUGUGGGUGACGUCACGCCAGUGGAUUCUGAACCUGCUGAGCCUGGGGUCUCUCCAACCAAUACUGCUGAGAAGUGUCGCAGGAUCCUGAAUAGAACUUCAAAGAGCCAUAUGCUGUUUGCUGGCAAAAGGGAUAGCCCAUCUGAGAAGAACAAGGUACUGACAACACCAGGGGAAAGCUCUCUUCGAUUUGCGGGUGAAAAGGACAGCCAAUUGGAGAAGAGCAAUCUCCUGAUCAAAGUUCCAGCUGAAAAUUCGCUCCAACUUGCACCCAAGCGUGACAGCCCGUCUGAGAAGAGCAAGAUGCUGACAACUCUAGAUGAAUGCUUUCUUGGGCUUGCGGGUGGAAAGGACAGCCCACUGGAGAAGAGCAGCAUCCUGACCAGAAGUCCAGACUGUCCAGUUGAAAAUCUUUUCAAAAAAGGAACUCCAGUUGAAAACUCUCCUCAGUUUACAGCUAAACGUGACAGCCCAGCUGAGAAGAGGAAAUUCUAGCAGUCCCCCCUUCCAUGCUUCCAGGCUGCACAGGUCACGAAGCAAUUCCGAGCUGCAGGUCAACCCUUCAAUAUUGAGGAAUAUGUCAAGGAUAUAUUGGCGAAACCAAAGGACGGUGGGAGUGGCGACUCUUUUCUUAAUUGCAGGAGCGUCUUUUCCUUUCUCUAUUGAGGAAUAUGUCAAGGAUAUAUUGGUGAGAAGAAAGGACAGUGAGAGUGGCGACUCUUUUCUUAAUUGCAGGAGUGUACGUCUUUUCCUUUCUCUGAUCUGCUGAAGAUUUCGAACAAUGUACAUUCAGUUAAAUAUUUUGCUCAAAACACGCAUUGUAACGUGGCAAAGCAUCUUCUUUCCUGGGCUUAAAUAGUUACGAAUGCUACUCUGCAUUUUAAUCUGUAAAUAUGACAUGAGUGUGCUUAUGUAUGGUACAUGUACAA
Messenger RNA from Panicum virgatum (switchgrass), 4048 nucleotides. Its product is annotated as ATP-dependent DNA helicase MER3 homolog. Gene Ontology annotation, molecular function: nucleic acid binding; ATP binding. Lineage: Eukaryota; Viridiplantae; Streptophyta; Magnoliopsida; Poales; Poaceae. The record is from RefSeq and is a predicted model, not a curated record.